Cuscuta epithymum is the source of this 1425-nucleotide messenger RNA. Lineage: Eukaryota; Viridiplantae; Streptophyta; Magnoliopsida; Solanales; Convolvulaceae. The record is from the annotation of a GenBank genome assembly.
CCCGGCCCUCUCUCUGUUCUGCUAUGCAUUAGCCAAUACUUCAUUUGCGCCCAUCCCAUCUCCAUCCCUCAAAUUUAAGCAUGAUUGAGAAAAAGCUGGAAUACGAUUUUCUGGAGCUUCAACGGGAAGUAGAAACUAAUGUUCUAUUUCCACAUAAAUAUGAUUUUGGCACUGUGUGUACCUGCGAAGACUGCUUUCAGAAAGUCAAGAUGCUUAAGAAAUUCGAGGAAGAGCUGCAAGCUAAAAGGGAGCUAGUCAGGGUACACAUUUUAGCUACACAACACACACACAGACAAGCACAUAUAUAAAUAGAUCUUGUUCUUCUUCUUCUUUGAUUUACAAACAGGACUGUAUAGAUCUACAGCAGGACAAUUUUGAGCGCUGCUUGCAUCUUGCUAGCGCCUCCCAGUGGGCUAUAAGUAUGUUGUGUUUGCUUCGCAAUAGCCACAAAAUAGUUUCCAAGAAGGGAGGACUAUCAUCUACGCUUGAAAAGGACAAAUUGGAAGAGCAAAUGGAACAUUUAAAUGAUCUGACAGCCAAUUUGCUUUUUGAUCAUUUGAUUAGUAAACCCGUGGUUAUAAGUGAGCGUUGUAAUGAUAAGGAGGAAACUGAUAUCCUUCCUCUUGCAAAGGAGAUCAGAGAUGGGUUUUACAGAUACGGGAUUACCAAAUUUAAGGAAGUCACCAGUCCCAUUCUUAAAGAGCUUGAACAGAUCGAAAAAGAACAUAUGCAGGAAAAGAAAUCUGCUGAAGCACAAAAGAAACAGCUGGACCCUAUAAUUUCCAAGAAACAAAUUGAGAAACAAAUUAUGGUGGUAAAGAUGUUGCCACUUAAUGAAUUGUAUCUUGAAUGUCAAAAGCUGGUUGAUGCAAUUUCCCCCUUUGAUGAGCGCAACACUUGGUUGUCAAAAGCUUAUAAAGACAUUAUAUCCACUCUUUCUGAUAUGAUAAGAGUAAGGUUUGAGUUUUGGCUACGAUAUCAGAGUGCUUCCCUUACUAAAAAGGACCACAUCAUGAGUGGAUUGAAAGAUACACUUGAAUCAUUAUGCAAGAAGGCUGCUUUGUUCAAUGGUCGGUGGGAGGAGGACUAUGCUCCUUACUUUACUGCCUAUGAACGAAAAGAUGCACACCCCAAAAGGCCAAGGAUUCAAUAGGCGGAUGCUGGGAGGAUGUUACUUUUGACAUAUUUAUAUAGGGCGUUGUAUUAUACGGAGUAUAUCUAACGCUUUUUUGUUGAAGAUGAGUGCUUGAUCUUAAUGUAUAUUCUCAAAAUUGGGAUAUUGUAAUGUAUUUAACUACAGUUAGACCGGCUGGCUUAAGAUGGAAUUUCAAAGUUGAUUUAACAAUCGGAUAGUUGUUUUGUUACUGCAGCAUUAUGCUGAUGAUUUAUUAAAGGCAAUGACUUUCUUGAGCUUGUCCAUUGUUA